AUGGGCCGCGCAAAGGGAUCCGUCGAAUUGGUUUUAAACAAGGAACAAGUUGAUGAAGUUUGUGGCUACAUCAACGUGAGCAUUCCUGAGACUGUCAAAGGGGCAAUGGGAGCAGCACCAGAGAAAACAUUCAAUGAGUAUGCCACCAAAAGCAAGUCCUUGCAGAAGGAACUCAUUUGCGAGCAUGUGUGGGCCCUGAAGCCCCUUGCACUGGUGGCACCUGCAAUGCCUGUUCACAACGACAGUCUGUUUGCUGUCUUGCGCAGAGUGGUGGGGAAAGAGGACCAGCUACCUGAUGGUUUAAUUUGGUUGCUCGUUUACGACCUGAAAGCGUUGAUGCAGUUUACCAGGAAGACUUGGAGGAAGUCACGUGAAAGCAUGAAAGGAGAGAAAGGUUGGCCUGCGUGGGUUCAUGGGCAGCCUGGAAUGCUCGAUUUGUUUGAAACCAUGAAGCCAUUUCUUGAUGACGAUGUCGGAAAGUCAUGGGGUAUCGAUUCAGCAGGUAUCCAAGCUCAGAAGUCUCCGUGCCGGAAAGACACAAGGCCUCCCUCACCAGCGGCCGGGCUGGGGAUUGACCAAGAUGAAGAAAAGGGAAAAAGAGAAGACAAGGACAUGCCAUCUGCUCAGCAGAGUCGGCAGAAAAUUUUGAAAGACCUCGAGGGAAAAUUCAUUGAGAUUUUGGACGACCCGCCUGGUGACAACUUGGCAGAUGCAGAUGACAAAGAAGCAGCAGUGGGCCCUCGCCCUGACGUCAAUGAUGCGAUGAAAGCAGCUGCGCUCACUCCGGAACCUGCUUUUGUGGAGGAAGUCCACAAAGAACUCGACUCAAAGGACAUCGCUACAGCCCAUCCCACCGGACAGAAACGAUUGCAGGCCGACCUGAAGCAACCUGCCGCCAAGUCGCAGCCCAAGAAGAAAGCAAAGAGCACACACGGAGAUAAGCCAAAGUUUCUCAUGAAAAAACACAAACGCAAGGGGCAGUCUGGAGAAAUCAUGGUUGCAGCGAUUCAUUGCAACUCAACUGGAAAGCAAGUUGCUCAGUUAAGCAGCAACGCCAAUCCAGACUGUGAGAACCUUGUGGGGAAGAUGGUUCGUCAACUCAAUGAAGGCAAACAGACCCUAGAGUCUGUCAUCCAGGAACUGAAUGACUUGAAAGGAUCCUAGGAAGUUCACACGAUAAAGGCCUAAGGUCUUCUGAAACCGUUUGGAGCUUGGCUCGGGCACAGGUGAAAAAA
Molecule: messenger RNA, 1235 nt
Organism: Cladocopium goreaui
Lineage: Eukaryota; Dinophyceae; Suessiales; Symbiodiniaceae
Source: the annotation of a GenBank genome assembly